AUGGCAUCGUACACAUUCUUACCGAUACCGAACAAUUUAUUUAAAGACGUUCAAUAUGGAGAUGAAGAAUUUAUCGAAAUUCUCCUGGAUGAACGGAAUUAUGUCGAAGAGAAUAUGUCCCUACAAAAGGUAUGGAAAACGAAAGAUGAUAAAACAAUAAUUGAAAAAAGUCUUAGAGUAUUUUAUGAUCCUGAUGAAUGUCUUGACUUCAUCACAUCGUAUGAAUGGCGUAAAAUAUUCCUUUCUCUUACAGAUAGAUUCAGUUAUAUAUUGCCAUUAAUUCAUGAUUUACCACAAAUAUUUUAUAUUUAUAUUUAUUCCACAUCAUUACAUAAAAUAUUCUAUAGCAAUGCUGAUUAUCCGAAAUGA
Rotaria sp. Silwood2 is the source of this 369-nucleotide messenger RNA. The record is from the annotation of a GenBank genome assembly. NCBI's taxonomy places the organism in Eukaryota, Metazoa, Rotifera, Eurotatoria, Philodinida, Philodinidae.